Messenger RNA from Penicillium expansum, 4305 nucleotides. RefSeq lists its product as uncharacterized. Lineage: Eukaryota; Fungi; Ascomycota; Eurotiomycetes; Eurotiales; Aspergillaceae. The record is from RefSeq and is a predicted model, not a curated record. Gene Ontology annotation, biological process: intracellular magnesium ion homeostasis; magnesium ion transmembrane transport. Gene Ontology annotation, molecular function: magnesium ion transmembrane transporter activity. The transcript is spliced from 6 exons. Gene Ontology annotation, cellular component: plasma membrane. Bases 1 to 4305 code for a protein of 1434 amino acids.
AUGCCACAUAUCAUCCUUCUGGGGACCCUCGAUACCAAGCUUGCAGAAACCCUAUAUCUCUACAACCAGCUGAAGCAGAAUGCCACCCGCUUCUCGACCCCUCUAGAGAUCACCUUGAUUGACUGCGGCCGUCAAGUCAUUACGGACGAUGCCAUCACCAUAGGUCAUACUGACCUUCUGUCCAAGUAUGCAUCUGGCGACAGCACCGGGAUAUUGAAUCAAUCCCGGGGAGAAGUGAUUGAACUUCUCAUCAGCUGUGCCAUUAAGUGUGUCACAGACUUAGUGCGAACGACGGAGAUCCACGGAAUUAUCGGUGCGGGCGGUAGUGGAGGAACCAGUCUGAUCACCGCUGUAAUGAGGACAGCUGCACCUCUUGGCCUGCCCAAACUAGUCGUCAGCACAGUCGCGUCCGGGAACACAGGGCCGAUGAUAGGCGAAUGCGAUAUCACCUUGAUGUACUCGGUCGUGGACAUCGCAGGCACCAAUCGGCUCCUCCGCGAAGUGCUGGGGAAUGCAGCUGGCGCCAUGUUCGGCAUGGCAUCGACAUAUCAACAUAGGCUGGGUGAACGUCAGACCCAGAGUGCGCAAGACAAUCAGCGAGAAGACAAGAAGACUAGAGUGGGUAUUACCAUGUUCGGUGUAACUACCCCAUGUGUGGAUCGCGUGAGACGUCACUUGGAAGACAACUAUUCUGUAGAGGUUUACGUUUUUCAUGCGACUGGUCAUGGGGGAAAGGCUAUGGAACGAUUGGUGGAGGAGCGCCGUCUAGACGCCAUCUUGGACAUCACCACGACCGAGAUCUGCGAUAUCAUUGCUGGAGGGACUAUGAGUUGCGAAAAUAGCCGAUUGGAGAGGACGCUCAAGCGCGGAAUACCUAAUAUCAUUUCCGUUGGAGCUACGGACAUGGUCAACUUUGGUCCGGUCGACACGGUGCCACACCAGUACCGUGACCGCGAACUACUAGUCCAUAAUCCGACUGUGACUCUGAUGCGUACCUCUGCAGCUGAAUGUCGGAAAGUCGGGGCUUUCAUUCUCGAUAAACUAGACCGGUUUACCCAGGACCAAGAGAUGGUUGAGGUGUGGCUGCCUAGGGGAGGAGUGAGUAGCAUUGGGACAGCAGGGUCAGCCUUUGCAGAUGCAGAUGCCGAUGCUGCCCUUGCUGAUACCCUACGCUCCGGGUUAAAGGGCAGCAUGAUAAGAGUGGUAUCAGAUGAGCGAGAUAUAAAUGAUGAUGGAUUUGCACUUGACAUUGCGGAUCGGCUUAUGGCUCUUGUGGCACAGAAUUCCUGCCAUACUCCCUUCAGUGCUGUCGACCAUGCCGAUGUCGGUUCCCCCGUGAUCAUCAGCACCAAUAAGAUCAACCCGGUUUGCGUUGGCCUGGCUCCAUUGGUUGAUGAACUGCUGAAAAGUUCUCCUCCACUACAGUACAGUUGUGCUGUACUAGAGACCCCCAACCUCUAUCGCGACCCAAUUAUUGAGGCUGUCACAAUGGAUCCGCCCAUGAUCCCGACACCUGGCACAGCGGCCUCCCGACCGCCUCGUUCCUCGCAUUCGUCCAGCCCAAGAAAACGUCCACAGCGCACCGAUUACCCACCCUCCGCUGAUAACAACGCGAGCUAUGGCCCAAUGAGCGGCGGUCGGGCCCCAGGGACUGGUGCGGUACCCGUCGCCGAGGCUACAGCCAACAAGACCCGCUUAGAAACCCCCGCUGAUAAUGCUGCUGGCAAACCCUCCAAGUCCUCCAAACGCAAGAAGAACCGCAAUCGCAAGCGUCGCAAUCGACACCAGUCUUUUAUUCCACCUGGUCAGGAGGAAUCUCAUGAUAGCCCUGGGGAGAUUUCGGAUGCUGGAGGUGUCAGAGAUUCAAUGGAGGCCGAUCGGCCAACCUCGAAGGACAAAUCGUUCUUCAAAUUGGGGCGCAAUCUGAGUAAUACAAGCUUGGAGAGCGAUGCGCUAUUGGACCAUCGGGACCAACCUUUGAUGCGACCUCGUCGUGACAGUCGCCUUGCAUCGUCAUUUCGCCCGAGUUCCCUAACAUCCAAUGUCUUCCGGUCGAACGACGGGCAACCUCGCAGCACCCCGAGGGGAGGACGGAGCCAACAAUACCACAAUGGUGAUAGUGACGAGGAGGAUGCCAAUGAUCGGACACCAUUGAUGCGGCCAAUUUCAAGCCACACGCCAGGCCACAAUCGGUAUGGAACAGACAAUCGUGGGGGUUACUUCUCAUCGCGUGCUCGACAGUCCUCUACGCAAACUAUGUCCUCGGGAUGUUCGCCAAAGGAUGAUCGCAGUCCACUCUAUUCUCCCACUGUAGAGCGAGACUACGAUGUCAACAACCCGCCAUCGAUUCCCGGGUCUCCGAAGCUGGGCCCGGAAAUGAAUUACGACGAUGCGGUGGUGACAGGAGCUGAUUGGGACUUCUCAAUGGCCCGGUCAAUGGAGAAUCACAAGGACUCUUUGAAUGCUCUCAACGACACGCUCAUCGACAUAGAUGGAAAUGGACUGCACCCGCAUUCUGCGCCAUCUUCUUCACCUGGAUCGCCGCUGCUCUCUCCACACCAAGAAUUGCGGCGACGCCGGACCGUGGCAGUACCAGCACAGGAAGACGUAUGCUUCCCUACUGAAACGAUAUCUGAAUUGGGAGACGAGGGACCAAGGCAAAUGCGAGAUGAACCCGGUGAGCGUCGACGGCGUAGACAUCGGCGAUGGCCCGAUCUCUCUGCGCUGGAAGAAUGGAGCCGCGAGGAGAAAGAGGAUCGCAAUGGAGACAUUCGAGUUAAAAGGAUCAGUGAGCCUAUGCUCAUCGAAGGCCGAUUGCGUCCUCAGUAUACAGGUUGGCGACGCGAAGAGGAUGAGGCGCCUUAUCGGUUCACAUACUUCAACGAGGAAUUCCCGAGCACCAUUCAUGCUCAAACUAUCUCCGAGCUGGUACAACCAGGUGGUAGCUUCCGCGAUUUGUUUAUUCCAGAUCCCCCCGAAUUGGAGGAUUCCUCAGAAGACGACGACGAGGAAGAAGAAUCUUUCGUUGAAAAUCCAGCUUUCAAUAACUCAACCCAUCACGCUAGCAAGCCAACAUAUCAGACGGACAACCAAAGUCAAGGGCAAGCCCAUCAAACGAACGUCAAUCCUUACAUGAUACCCCAGACCGUUGUUCCCAAUGGAAGAUCUACAAGUGACCUUAUCACUGGCAAUGCUCCUCCUGUCAGAGGGCCCUCACGUUUAUCUGCCAUUAGCGAAGGACGCCCAGACUCCCACCGAGAGCCCUCGCCCGCACCCUCAAACACCCCGUUUAACAAUAUCCCCAACCCAAAGCCUAAACGGUACGGUCCACGGCCGACUUUCUGGCUAGAUGUCCUGUCUCCAACAGAUGCAGAGAUGCGUACGAUUGCCAAAGCGUUCGGGAUUCACGCGCUGACGGCAGAGGACAUAAUGAUGCAAGAAGCUCGAGAGAAAGUCGAGUUGUUCCGCAGCUACUAUUUCGUCAACUACCGCACUUUUGAGCAGGAUACCAACAGCGAGGACUAUCUUGAGCCGGUGAACAUGUAUGUGGUAGUUUUCCGCGAAGGCGUGAUAUCUUUCCAUUUCUCGCAAACACCUCACCCAGCCAAUGUGCGGCGGCGUAUCCGUCAACUGAUGGAUUACCUGAUCCUCAGCUCAGACUGGAUUUCAUACGCACUAAUUGAUGAUAUUACCGACGUCUUCGGCCCGCUGAUCCAAGCAAUUGAAGAUGAGGUCGAUGAGAUCGACGAGAUGAUCAUGCAGAUGCACUCUUCCAGCAAGGAGGUGUCGUCCAAUGACAGCGUGCUUCCUUCAUUCGCACCAGGAGAGAUGCUCCGGCGAGUGGGAGAAUGCCGCAAGAAGGUCAUGGGACUGUAUCGACUUCUGAGCAACAAGGCCGAUGUAGUCAAGGGCUUUGCCAAGCGUUGCAAUGAGCAGUGGGAGGUCGCACCCAAGUCAGAGAUUGGUCUGUACCUAGGUGACAUUCAGGAUCACAUUAUGACGAUGACGGGUAACCUAACGCACUACGAAACAAUCCUUUCCCGCGCACACUCCAACUAUCUCGCACAGAUCAAUAUCCUCAUGAACGAGCGCCAGGAACAUACUGCUGAUGUCCUGGGUAAGCUGACUGUUCUUGGUACCAUUGUCCUACCGAUGAACAUCAUCUGCGGCAUGUGGGGGAUGAACGUCAAGGUACCGGGUCAGGAAAUCGAUAGCCUGACAUGGUUCUGGUGCAUUACUGCCGGACUAUGCGUGUUUGCAUUUGUAUCUGUUUGGACUGCUAAAAGAGUCUACAAAAUUGUAUAG